Molecule: messenger RNA, 9499 nt
Organism: Sitodiplosis mosellana (orange wheat blossom midge)
Lineage: Eukaryota; Metazoa; Arthropoda; Insecta; Diptera; Cecidomyiidae
Product: zinc finger protein rotund
Exons: 7
Coding region: 1634-4423 (929 amino acids)
Biological process (GO): regulation of transcription by RNA polymerase II
Cellular component (GO): nucleus
Molecular function (GO): DNA-binding transcription factor activity, RNA polymerase II-specific; RNA polymerase II cis-regulatory region sequence-specific DNA binding
Source: RefSeq, a predicted model, not a curated record
AGUGAGCGAAAAAAUAAUAUCAUUGCAUUUUGUCUGUUGAAGAAAACCAGAAGUCGGUAGUCUUUUUUGGUGCGUUCUACGGUUUGUUGUGGUUUCGCGCGCGCCCCGCGAUGAUGCUUUUUGCCAUUCGAUCAUAUCGUCCAUCAAUAAUCAUAGCAAACAUACACACACACAUUAAUUCGCGCGCGCUUCUCGAAAUUCGUUCGUUCGGUUUGUUCGGUUGGUCGCGCGCGCGCCUCCAAAACUCGUCUCCACAACAAAUAAGUCGUCAUUUUAUGUGAUUUUGCUACCGCAAUUCUUGUUUUUUUCCCGUCUUCUUAUUGUUGCACAUCGAUUUUCUACACACACACACACAUACACCAGCUCACUUCAUUUCGGUUUUCGAUAUUUCGGUGUGCAAAAAGUUAUCGGUGUUGACGAAUCAGUUCAUUGUGGCUAUCGGUUUGGUUCAGUUUUUUUCCCGCUGCUCUCGUCGACAUCAUCAAGUUUGUUUUGUGGCAGACAACCAGGAUAGAAAAAAAAUCCAAUUUUUUUUCCUUUGCCAUUGGGUGAAAGUGCAUUAAAAACAGAAAUUUCCAUUGAAUAUGUGCAAGUUAACACAGAGUGAAUCAUGGUUUUCGACGCAAUUAUGAGUGUUGUAACUGAAAUUUGUAUUCAAAAUAUUUGCCAUCGGAUUUAAAAUCACGUGAUCUUUUGCUCCGACUCCGACAGACAAACGUUUAAGAGAGUGUGACAAGAAUGGCAUGCGGGAGAGUUAAGUUUCAAAUGUUCAAUUUACAACCGAAUUCAAUGAAAUGUGUAUCCGUUUCGUGUGAAAAAACAUAGAACAAUUUUUUUUACUACGAUUGUUCGACAAUGCCAAAGUUCCUAACACAGAAAAAAAUGAUAUAUUUAUUAUUAAAAUCUUGAAUACUGUUUGUUCAUUACCAAAAAAUAAAGUGGCAAACAGUUUAUAGCACGCAUGUGAUCCAGCAAGUAUGAUUGCAGUUGUGUGGCUAUUGUAACCAAUGUUCCUAUUCAAAUGUGCUUUUAUCAUACGUUUUUUUUUCUUGUCGAUAUAAACACAUUCUUCGAAUGUGUAUACAUAUUUAUUAACCGAAACAAGUAAAAAUAAAAGUAGAAUAUAACAAAUUGCGUGCGAAAUAACAACAACAAGUAGAAAAAUUUAACAGAGAGAGAGAAAGAGAGAGAGAGAGAGAGAGAGAGAGAGAGAGAGAGAGAAAGAAAGAGAGAAAGAAAGAGAGAAAAAUGCAUAUUUUAUGAUAAAGCUGAAAGUCUGUAUUUUUUAAAUACCACUGAAUGAAUGAAUGAAUUUAAAAAAAUGGUGCCAAAAGUUGAAAUGAUUACAAAAAGGAUGCAAUCAUUCGAAUAAAAUGUGAUAUUUAUCAAAGAGUAUUAUGUUCAAUGGAAGUGAAGUCUGAAGUUCAUUUUGUGCACUAAAAAAAGCCAAACACAGAGAGAAAAAUUAUAAAAAUAAAUGCAAAAAAUCAAGCCAUAAUAUGUGCCAAUCAUUUUUACCAAUCCGAUUUCGAUUUCGAUAACAAAAAAAAAACAAAAAUUUAUACACACAUUAACAGAAAAGAGAGAAAGAAUUUCAAUCGGUGAAUUGCGUGAAAUUUCAUUCAUUGCAUAUAUGUCGACGUUACUGGGAAAAGAGAAUCCCAAUCAUUCGACCAGUGCAUUUAUUGAGAACGUAGUCAGUGGCAAUAACAGUAAUGCCAGCUCGGUUGUAUCAUCGCCCGACGAUUUUGACGAUGAUUCGGCAACAACACCGGCAUUUAAGGCAAAUUCAAUUGCAGCGGCGGCCACAGCAACAAGCAGCAUUCUAACGAAUUUGUCCCGUUUGAAUGCCCAUCACUUGAGCGCUACAAAUGGCCAAUAUCGUAAGGAUAUGGGCGGUUUUUCCAUACCACAUCAUGGUUUGUCGGCCGCUUUCUACGGUUAUCAUUCGCACACAUCUCAAAUGGCGGCCAACGAAUGCUUGCCGACCGUAACGAGUGGCAGCAUUUCGCCAGCAGAGCACGCUCAUCAUCACCAUCAUCACCAUCACUAUUCGAAUACAACAAGUAGCAAUGGCACGGUUAGCCAACAAGCAAAUGCCACGGCAUCGGCAAAUUCGAGCAGCGGCAGCGGCAGCAACAGUAACAAUAAUACUAUCAACAAUUGCUCCUUCAAUUCAAACAAAUCAUCACCAUUUCUGCUGCCCGCCGCUCAAUUGUACAAAAGCUUAUUUGCCAAUGCCGUUCUUCAUAACCCCGAUAAAAUGUGUUCACAUCCAUUUCCGCGCAAUUUAUUAUUUUCAUAUUCAGACAAAUCACCGAAUUCGCCCGACUUUGAAAAUGAUGAAAAGCCCACGAUUACCACCACUGAGAAGUCAGCAACCCCAUCAUUCCCCUGGAGUAGUGCAUCUGAGACUAAUUUGAACGGACUCAAUAAUAACAACACUGAGACAAAUAACAAUAACAAUAAUAGCAGUUCAGUAAACAGUGGAAAUAACCAUAUAACAAGUCCACAACCGCAUAACGGUAGUUCAGCACAAAUCGGAAACAGCGACGACAAUCCAACAACAACGCCAACAGUGACGACAUCAAUAUCAUCAACCGUGAAUCCAUUAAUCGGCACGAUGCCUGUUGGAGGUGUACAGUCGCAGAAUCCAACGCAAGGACUUGUCCAUUGGAUGAGCGCUGUAAUGGCCGAGCACAUGACAUCGAAUUCGCAUCAUGAUCCAACAGUCGGCAUGCAUUACAUGUGGAACGGUGGUGUUGACCAAUGCGGUCAACACGUUAAGGAAAUUGACUAUGGCGGCUGGCCAGCACCCAGAAAUCACAUGACCAUGAAACAAGGCUACGAGGCCAAAAUGAAUGAUCAUCAUCCCAACAAUUUGCAAAAAGGUCAUAUUCUCGACGAUGGUCGUCUAGAGCAUCAUCAUCAUCAACCGAGUCAGAAUCACAUGGCAAUUUACGGGGCGGCCGGAGCAUUGCGAUCAAAUUCGUCCAACAGUUCAUCGCCGGGCGGUAUUGGUGUGCAUAAUGUUGGCAAUACGGGUCUUGGUGGCCCAGGUAUCGGUGGAUUGUCUCAUGGUCAUACAAACACACCGGCCGCACUGCUUGUUGUUCCACAGCCAAUAAAUGCCACUAAAAUCGGUGCAUCGCUUGCAAAUGGGCCCGGCACUGGUCGCAAAUAUCAAUGCAAAAUGUGUCCACAGAUAUUCAGCUCAAAGGCCGAUCUUCAGCUGCACACACAGAUUCAUAUGCGCGAAGCCAAGCCGUACAAGUGUACACAGUGCUCGAAGGCGUUUGCCAAUUCCAGCUAUUUGUCGCAGCAUACGCGCAUCCAUUUGGGCAUAAAACCGUAUCGUUGCGAGAUUUGCCAGCGAAAAUUCACGCAAUUAUCACAUUUGCAGCAACACAUUCGCACCCAUACCGGUGAUAAACCGUACAAGUGUCGUCACACCGGAUGUCAAAAGGCAUUUUCGCAAUUGUCCAAUUUGCAAUCGCAUUCGCGAUGCCAUCAAACCGAUAAGCCGUUCAAAUGUAAUUCGUGCUACAAGUGUUUCAGCGACGAACCAUCCCUACUCGAGCACAUUCCAAAGCACAAGGAUUCCAAACACUUGAAGACACACAUCUGCCAAUACUGUGGCAAAUCGUAUACACAGGAAACGUAUCUAACGAAGCAUAUGCAAAAGCAUGCCGAACGCACGGACAAACGGCCGCCAAUAUCGGAGAUUCAAACAACCACCACGACAAACACAACAACCAGCUCGAACAGUGGCAAUCGCAAUAACAAUGCAAACAAUUUGAAUUUGAAUAACAAUCCGUUGCCAAGCGUUGCCGAGAAUUCGUAUUGGCCCAAGGUGAGUCCAGAUUCGGCGGCCAGUUUGACAGACGUAAUGCAACAGCAACAGCAGCAGCAGCAACAACAACAGCAACAGCAACAACAGCAGCAACAAACCCAGAAUCAACUACAGGCUCAACAGCAAGCCCAAUCACAUGAAUACGGUGGCAUGACGAGCGGUCAUCCAUCGAACGAUUUGCAAGCGCAUCAUCGUUUGAUCGACAGCCAUCGUGACGAUGUUGGUGAAGAUUUGGUGGUGAGCCGUCAUUUGCAGCAACAACAACCGCCAUCAUCAUCGGCCACACCCGGACCGUACGAUACGAAAACCAGCACCAAUUCAGCAUUCACACCGAUUAAUUCGAUGGCACCGCAUCUAAAUUCAAUCGGCCAUCAUCCGAUGGCACAGCGACCGUAUCUCUAUGAUGCGAUCAGUUUUCCAAACAAAAACGUUAACCAAAACACAAACUCGUUUCCGAAUCAAUUGAUCUCAUUGCAUCAAAUUCGAAACUAUGCACAUCAACCGAGCGGUUUGAUGUCCGGCGAACAUCUAUUGGGCGUUAGUGUUGGUGCGGGCAAAGACAAAGGAUAACUGUAUUUCUAGAAAUGGAAUCACCUAAAUUGCCACCACGAUUCCAUUCCACAAGCACACACUGAACAAUGUUGCACACACACACACACGAUUCGCUAGGCACAGAGACGGAAAGAGAGAGAGAGAGAGAGAGAGAGAGAGAGAGAGAGCGAGAGAGAAAUACAGUGAAAGUAGACAUAUUAGCGAACAGAAUUAGGUUUUUUUUCUUUUCCCCGGCCGGCAUAAGGCAUUACACAUUUUCCGAUAUUAUUAUAUAUUAUAAACUGCUAUUAUUAUUACGAUUAGUUUUCCUUUUUUUCAAUAACAAUCUGUGUCACAUAAUCACUAUCUAUACAUAUACAUUUUGUUUUGUUUAGAUUUAAUUUUCUUCUUUGUUCUUUGUUGCGGGUUUGAAAAAAAAAGCAAACAAUUCCUUUGAUUUGUAUAUUUUUGAUUUUGUGAGCUUGAGCAAAUGUUUUAAAUGAAUUUCGUCCAUAUUUUUUUGGCUAUUAGUUAGAAAUUUUCCUUUUGUUCGUUCGUUUGUUUCGUUGGCAAUAAUAAGUAAACAACUCGUGUAUUUUCUUUGAUUUAAUCAUUCGAAUUUGCAAUGUAAAUGUUUUGAUUUACGGAGUUGAGUUGUACGGUUUAAUUUUUUGUUUGUUCCUUGUAAAUAUUGAUUUGUUUUCGGUGAUCCAAAAUGCAAUUAGAUUGAUUUGAGCCACUUUGUUCUGGGCUGUUUGCAAGUUCAGUGGCAAACUGGGUCACAUUUUAACGAGACGCAUUCAAAACCGGCAAAGAAAAAAAACACACACAGGAGAAUGACGAGAUAAAUGCAAUUUAUCGUGCAUCAAUAUCGAAACUAUCUAACAUAAAGAUUAUAUAACUUUUGAAAUGGAUAACAUAUUGAAACGGGAUUGAAACCACGUAACCGAUACGGAUUCUGGCUUUCGUUUUCGAUUUUUUUUUGCGAAUACAGAAGAGAAGAAGAGAAAAAAACACAAACAAUUUGAUUCAAACUAUACACGUAGCGGAUAAAUAAAAAAAUAAACUAGAUUUUAAAAACUGUUUUUUUGGAUAGAAAGAAAAAUUACUUGCAAUGAAAAGAGAUAAAGAGAUAACAACCAUAAAAAUGAAGUUAUUUGUAGAAUUCGUUUCCUUUGAGAAAAUUAACAUAAAAACAAAGUACUAUUUUGAUGGAAGAGAAAAGCAUGCUGAAGAAGAAAAAUGAAACAGCAAGACGGUGACGAUCCACAUUUUCUGCAACGCAGCAUAAAUAUUAAUGAAAAUGAUUCAAACUACUUUAAAACGUAGAUGCUAAAUAAAAAUUAACGAACAGAGUAGAACGGGAUGAAGAGUGGGAGCAAGAGAGCGAGAUAGAGAGAGAGAGCAGAGGGAAGACAGAGAGUGAAUAAAUACAAUUAAAAAAUCUAAAGAGAACGUCAAAUUAAAAUUGCAUUCAAAAAGCGAAAAUCUGAAAUACACAAGUGAGAGCACAUUGGAAAGCAUCAGUGCUCACAUAUUCGGAAAACAAAUUUUUAAAAAGCAAUUCUCGCGGUAAAUAGAAAGGAAAAAAAGAAAAAAAAGCUGCACAACGAUAGAGAAAUGGCAGAGAUGAGAUAGAAAGACAGAGACAUGCAGAACGUUAAAAAAAGAACAGGAGAAAGGAUGCGAAUAAAAAGGGAUAGGAAUGGAAAAAGACGCGCUCGUUACUUCUAAUCGGAUUAAAUUGGAAAAAGAGGCUCGCACGAGGCGAUGGCAUAGUGUCUGUGUGGAUGCAAUUUACAUGCAACACUGAAUCAUCUCAAUGGUAGUACACAUAGACAUGUCCAAACAAAACUGCGCGCAUUUGCCCAUACACAUAUACAAACUUUCUCUCGUCCAGCGACACGAACACACACACUCGCGCGGAGAGAAAGGCACGCAAUGGACAGUGCGAGAAUGCUAAAAAUGUACAAUUUAUUAGCAACGGCGAAAUUGAAUUUUCCCCCGAAGGAUAUUUAAAUGUUAUAAUCAAAAAGUUUGCGUCGCUCUUAUUUUGUUCCCUUUUUUUCUACCAGUUUCGUUUCAUUUUGGAGCUCUAUUCUCAUUCUUCUUAAUUUUCAGUUAAUUCUUUUCAGUGUUUUUUUAUUCACUCACUCAAAUUGAGUUUUCAAUUCAAUUUUUUCUCGCAUCGAAACGCGGAGAAAAAGAAAGAAAGAAAAAAAUGAGAAGAAAAAUGAAAACUUUUCUGUUUCAUUCAUGUUCCACAACAGUUCAAAGACACACUCAUACACACUCAACAUACAAAACAGUUUUGUUUUUUGUCUCACUGCUCCUUGUACCAACAUGUUUUAACACACACACACACACACACUCAAGCCAGACACGACAAGAGCCGACAAAAUACAACUGCAAUAGACAGACAGAAAUAGCGAAAAAAACAACAACAACAACAAUAUUUGUUCCGUUUUUUAUUUGCCCAUCCAUUGAUUAUAAAUAAAAACCGUUAAAUUGACAAUAGGCACCCAAAUGAUACAAAAUAGCAAAUACAUAUUACAAUAGUGAACCGAAUAAGAAACAGAAGGAAAUAGUUAAAGUUUUUUUUUGCAAUUCCAUAACUAAGAGCACAUCUGUGAUACAAACUAAAUGAAUUUUCAACAAUACAAAACCGAAAACAGAGAAAAACAAUAGAAAAAGAAAUAUCGAAACACUACUACAAAACUACAAAUCCAAAACCAAUAGACCAAUAGUAUCAAAUCAAUAGUUAAAAGUGAACGAGAUAGAAAGAGAUAGAAAGAGAUAAAGAGAGUGAAAAAAUGAAGAAAACCAUGGAAAAUUUUUGUUUGCAAUAUCAAUCGUUCGUUGUUGGUGAAUUGAGUUGAUUUUUUGUUUUCAAUACAUACACAUACACACAUGCUCAUAAGCUUUCAGUUUUUCCGUGUCCUAUCAGAUAAACGAUGACCAAUUAAUUAAUGUUUUUAACGGCAAAUGAAGAAAAACCAUCGCAAAAUCCAAAAUCCACCAUCAAAAUUCGAAAUGAUUGCGUCUUUGAGAUUGAACACUUGAAACAAAACAAAGCAAAAACAAAUAAUGACAUUUUCGCUGCUAUGCAAUAUGUUUUUGGAUGAAAGUAAUUGAAAUUAUUUUCGAACAAGAGAAACGAAAUGGAAAACAAGGAAUACGAUGAAGAAGGAAGAAAAGUAACAAAAAAAACACCCAAUUUAAUUGGCAUCUUACUUCAGUAGAACUGAUCUAUUUGCAUACCAAUAAAAAGAAGAGAAAAACCAAACUAAAUAUUGAAAUAUACGUUUUAUAACUACUCAAUUUAAAAGAAAGCAGAAUUUAAAAAUAAAAGCGAAACAAAUACACACACACACACACACUUUUACUUAAUCAAGGAAAUUUAAAAGACAGAAAAAAAAUAUUAAUAAAAUAUUAAUAACAAAAAAAAAGUAAUGGCAGGCAUUUUGUCGUUUUCAGAUUUACGUAGAUUUAUACCGUAAGUGUAAGAGAGAGAAAAACAAGAAAACAACAAAGAGUUGAUGAUUUUAGCACAUGCAGAAAUUUGAAUUAAUAGCGCACACGUUAGAAAAAAAAAACAGAAGAACAAAAAAAAUUUAAAUUACAUUUAGAAUGAACACACACACACACACAGAUUCUCAUUACGCAACUAAUAAAGAAAAGGAAAUUUAAAAAAAAACCAGUUGAAUUUUAUUGUUCGGAACGGAAGAUUUGUUUCGAUACGAAAUGAAUGUUGUUUGGUUUCGAUGCGACGUUUAGACAAACGAGAUUUUGAAAAUGAAGAGAAAAUUCCACGUCGAUUUUUUUUUUGAAAAUGUUGGACCGUUUUUCCCCCUUCAUUUCGAUUUAAUCGAUUUUUAGACUCUUUGGAUGUAUAAAAGAAGGUUGAACUGUUUUUUUCGGCAUGGACAAAUACGUGGAAUAAAGAAACAAAAUUAGCCAAAUUAACAAGUAAUUUAAAAAAAAGAAGUGAAAAUCAAUUUAUGGUGCAAAUUUUAAAACAUAGAAAAUUUUGAAUGAAAUAAAUUUCGUUAUACCAGAAGCAAAAAUGGACAACACCAAAAAUGGGUGUUGAUGAUGGGAUAGAAUCUUUAAUAAAAUUGCCACUAAUUAAUGCGGACAAAAUAUGUGUGAGAGAAAGAGAAAAAAGAGAAUAAUUCAAAUGUUUGCUGUAAAAUUAUUACAUCUAAAGACCGAAAAAAACACACACAAUGAGAAUGAAAAAUUCACGCACACACAAAGGUAUGGAUGUUUUGUGUGUGUGUGUUUUAAUCAGUCCAUUCAAAAUAAGUAUGAUUGUAGCAUAUUAUUGUCAUACGAUUAUUUCGAAUUUUUCCAGAAAUUUACAAUAACCAACAACUCACACCCCGCCCCAAACCCUCUCCACACCGACACACAUUCAUACAAAUCACACCGACGAGAUUCUAUUCGCCCGAACAGAAAAGCUAAAAUAUCAUAUUUAAAUGCAUGAACGAAAAAAAACUCUAUUUUAAUUAAUCAUUCUAUGAAUUACAAGUAUUUAAAACAAAAAAACCAGAGGAAUUCCAAUUAAAUGGACUAAUUGUCUAUAAAUAAAAUGCAAAAAAAUUCAACCUAAAAAAUUGUUUAAAACCAAGAGAGAGAAAAACCAAAAUCCAGACAAAAAAAACAGACAAAUACUUCAGGCAGAGACAAUUAACAAAAAUUUUAUGGUAUAACCAUAGACUCACACAAACACACAUGUUCAUUCACAUUAAAUUAACUAAAAUCAAUAUCAAUGUCAUAAACAGAGUAAGAUAAAACGCAGCAUUAAUUCCCAAUGAAAUUGGAUAUAUCGAAGCGAAUCCGUUAUGCACAUUGCGAGAUUCAAUUCGAUGCAAAAAAAAAAAAUCAGAUUUCACUAAAAAAUUAUGUGUAAUAAAAUAUAAGAAUUUAAGUAAUAUUAAUCGUAAUUUAAUCAUAAUAACAAUUUAAAAAAAAGGUAACAAAAAAAUAAAAAUAAACAUAAAAUCCAAUUAACAUGCUACAUCAGAAGAAGAAAAAAAAGGAGGAAAAACAACAACAAACACUAUUUCAGAGACACAAAUGAAAAUUAUACAAAUAAAAUGCAUAACGAUU